This is a messenger RNA of Archocentrus centrarchus (flier cichlid), 2334 nucleotides long. RefSeq names its product aspartate aminotransferase, cytoplasmic-like. Bases 112 to 1344 code for a protein of 410 amino acids. Gene Ontology annotation, biological process: L-aspartate biosynthetic process. Lineage: Eukaryota; Metazoa; Chordata; Actinopteri; Cichliformes; Cichlidae. Gene Ontology annotation, molecular function: L-aspartate:2-oxoglutarate transaminase activity; pyridoxal phosphate binding. The transcript is spliced from 9 exons. Gene Ontology annotation, cellular component: cytosol. The record is from RefSeq and is a predicted model, not a curated record.
ACGUCCUGGUCCAGCGGAGUGAAGGUGAACCCGGUCUGUCUCUAAAAGCACCCGCUCCCCAUUUGCUGCUCUUGCACCACACCGGCAUCAUCGUCAACUUCACCCCGAACCAUGUCCCUAUUUAGCGACGUCCCUCAGGCCCCCCCAGUAGCGGUCUUCAAACUGACCGCUGACUUCAGAGAGGACAGCCAUCCACAGAAGGUCAAUCUGGGAGUUGGAGCUUACCGUACUGAUGACUGCCAGCCCUGGGUGUUGCCUGUGGUGAAAAAGGUGGAGCGGCUCAUCGUGGAGGAUGAAAGCCUGAACCACGAGUACCUGCCCAUCCUGGGUCUGCCUGAGUUCCGCUCUGCUGCCUCAAAGGUCGCCCUGGGAGACGAUAGCCCUGCCAUCAAGGAGAACAGGGUUGGAGGAGUCCAGGCUCUGGGUGGCACAGGUGCGCUGAGGGUCGGGGCUGAGUUCCUGCGGCGGUGGUACAACGGCGUCAACAACACAGCCACGCCUGUCUAUGUCUCGGCGCCUACCUGGGAGAACCACAACGGUGUGUUUACUGAUGCUGGAUUCAAAGACAUUCGCCCCUACCAUUACUGGGAUGCUGCCAAGAGGGGACUGGACCUCGCUGGCUUCCUGGAUGAUUUGGAGAAAGCUCCAGAAUACUCGGUCUUCGUCCUCCAUGCUUGCGCGCACAACCCCACUGGCACUGACCCGACCCAGGAGGAAUGGAAGCAGAUCGCAGAAGUCAUGAAGAGGAGGAAGCUGUUUGUGUUCUUUGACUCCGCCUACCAGGGUUUCGCCUCAGGCUCUCUGGAAAAAGACGCCUGGGCAAUCCGCUUCUUCGUCUCUGAGGGCUUUGAGCUUUUCGUAGCUCAGUCCUUCUCCAAAAACUUUGGCCUGUACAAUGAGAGAGUGGGGAACCUGACAGUGGUUGCCAAGGACAACGAGAACCUGACCCGCAUUCUGUCCCAGAUGGAGAAGAUCGUCAGGACGACCUGGUCCAACCCACCCUCUCAGGGAGCACGCAUUGUCAGCAAGACCCUCAACAGCGCCGAGCUGUUUGACGAGUGGAAGGGUAAUGUGAAGACCAUGGCAGACCGGGUUCUGUUGAUGAGGGAUCAGCUGAAGGCUAAGUUACAGGCUCUGGGCACCCCGGGGACCUGGGACCACAUCACUCAGCAGAUUGGGAUGUUUAGCUUCACCGGCCUAACCCCCAAACAGGUGGAGUACAUGAUCAAAGAGAAGCACGUGUACCUGAUGGCCAGCGGCCGCAUCAACAUGUGCGGCCUGACCACCAAGAACAUUGACUAUGUCGCUCAGUCCAUCCACGAGGCCGUCACCAAAGUCCAGUAAAGGCUGUUUGUGUCCGCCCAUUUCCUGCCUCCUGUACGCCACAGGACGUUUCAUCAUGUCUGUGCCCCCUCUCUAUACUCCCCUCUUGCUUAUCCUCCCCUCUAAUUGGUCCUCACAUUUUACGGUUAACCCGACAGGAGGACGGAUGUGUUUAUGGUCUCACGUGACGGUGUCAUCCUUUGGGAGGUACAGUGGUUUUUAGAAGAGACAUGAUCGCACACAGCCAGGUAUAAUCGAAUGUGUUUGAGUUGACAUUGUCAGCUUCUGUGCAGUCCAAAACAUUUCUGGUGAUAUUUUGUUUUGUUUUUUUUUUUCAAACUGGACGUCGGAUUGUUGACCAGGAAGAUUUGCAAAGACGUUGUUAUGCUUCCUCCACUGUAGUACUGAACAAAAUGCAGCACAGGAAAAGUCAUGUAAAUAGAUGUAAUUACUGUCAGAGUCCUGUGUAAGCACUGAGAGCACAACCCAUCUUUCCUGUUUUCAGCCAUCAGAAUAUACAAACUGGUACUGUAAUCUGUGGCGCUCUACAUGCAAAGCACCAAAUUGUUUUAUAAAUAUGCUAUGUUUUUAUUUUUUUUUUUAAGCUUUUAAGGCAACUUAAAGGCACAGUCCACUAAUGCCAGGAAAUUUUGUUGUGUUGAAGUUCAAUGGUUAUCGUCCCCAUCAUGAUCUCUCACUUAAAGCUAAAGCAUGUGCCUGAUGUCAUGUUGCCUUGUCAGGCAUAUGUUAGUUUAGCCACUAAGUUAAGUUAAGUCGCCUUGUGUGCUGUCAGUGAACAAAGAUCACCUCUCUCCAGCUCUCUGUGUUCCUUUCUUUCCACCCUGCGGUGUCCUUAUUCGCUUACAGAAAGCCUCUGUAAAGCUAUUUGAUGUAAGAAGCCACUCCGAUCAGACCUCACAGCCUGUUCUCUGCCACAGUUGUGGUGUUUGUAAUGCCACACGGCGUUCUGUGCAGUCACACUCAAAAUAAAUGAUAAACUCCAGGAACUCA